AUGGAUUGGCUCCCUCACCGAACGGCUGCUUUUCUGUUCCUUUUAUUGGUACUCUUGGAUUUCAGCACAGGAUUUCAUGUAGAGGUAAAAGAAUGGGAUGACAAAGGAAUGGCAAUAUGGAAAACCUUCAGAAGGCAAAAACGUGAAUGGAUCAAAUUUGCUGCAGCUUGUAGAGAAGGAGAAGAUAAUUCUAGGAGGAAUCCAAUUGCCAAAAUCCGAUCAGAUUGUGAAGAAACUCAUCCAGUCACAUACAGCAUCUCUGGAGUUGGAAUUGAUCGCGUCCCCUAUGGAAUAUUUGUUAUUAACUCAAGAACAGGAGAAAUUAAUAUAACAUCAAUAGUGGAUAGGGAAGUAACCCCAGUAUUUGUUAUACAUUGCUUUGCUAAACACUCUCUGACGGGUGUAGAUUUGGAACCACCUCUUGAACUUCGAGUCAAAGUUUUGGAUAUAAAUGAUAACCCUCCUAUAUUCUCACAAACUGUAUUUACAGGAUCUGUUGAGGAAAGCAGUAUGGACAACACACUGGUGAUGAAAAUAAUUGCAACAGACGCAGAUGAACCUAAUCACUUGAAUUCUAAAAUUGCUUUCAAGAUAGAGAGUCAGGAACCUUCAGGUGCCCCCAUGUUUAUUAUGAAUAAAUACUCUGGAGAACUCCAUCUUGCAAAUUAUCUUGACAGAGAGCAACACAGUAGCUACACCCUUGUCGUGAAGGCGUCAGACCGGGAUGGAGCUGCAGAUGGAAUAUCAUCCCUUUGUAGCUGUAACAUUAAAGUUAUUGAUGUCAAUGACAACUUCCCAACUCUUGCUCAAAGCUCUUUUUCAGCAAGUAUUUCAGAAAAUUCACUCAGUUCAGAAUUGCUACGAAUACAGGCUCUGGAUGCUGAUGAAGAGUUUACAGAAAAUUGGUUAGCAGAGUUUUUCUUUAUAUCCGGUAAUGAAGAUAACUGUUUUGAAAUUGUUACAGAUCGAGCUACAAAUCAAGGAAUCCUUAGAGUAAUUAAGGAACUGAAUUAUGAACAUCUCCAAACUCGCUCAUUGCUUAUUGGUGUCAGGAACGUAGCUCCCUUCCACCACUCUGUUGCACAUGACUUCCAAAUAUCUGGAACACCCCUCACAAUAGAAGUAAGAAAUGUGAUUGAACCACCAAGAUUUCAUCCAUCUUCAGUUGUGUUUUCUGUAUCAGAAAGCACAAGAAUGAAUUAUGUUUUGGGAACAUACACAGCCAUCGAUGAGGACACUGGAGCUAUUGCAUCAAAUGUUGUAUAUAGUAUAGGACGUGAUCCAGGUGCCUGGUUCAGAAUAAAUCAAAAGACUGGUGAAAUCACACUGAAAAAAGCUGUUGACUGGGAAUCAAUCCAUCUAGAAAAUGGGCAGUACAAAGCGGAGGUUCUGGCUAUCACCAGAGGGGUUCCUCAAUAUACUGCCACUGGCACCAUUGUGCUUUCAUUACGAGACAUCAAUAGCAAUUGCCCUACUAUUAAUACUGAAUUAAGGAAAGUAUGUAUGCAUUCCCCAUCAGUGAUUAUCACAGCAAAGCAUGUGGAUGGUGUUCAGUAUGCUCCCCCCUUUACAUUCAGCAUACAUGGUGAACCUCAAACUACAUGGAUCAUCAGAUCAAUAAAUGCCUCCUCUGCAGAACUAAUGAGCCAGAGCAUUGACUUUUACAUUUAUAGGAUCUAUGUCAGCGUAAGAGAUAAUCAAGGCCGACGCUGCUCUAGACCACAUAUAAUUCCUGUGCAAGCUUGUCAGUGUGAUAGUCGUAAUUACUGCACCAGUGGGGCCACAAGAAUAAUCAUCAUCGGCAGCGGUGGUGGCAGCGGUGGUGGCAGCAGUGGUGGCAGCAGUGGUGGCAGCAGUGGUGGUGCUGUCGGCGGUGGUGCUGGUGGCGGUGUUGAUAGUGGAGGAGGCCAGGUCGGUGGAGGACAAGCGGGUAAAGGAGAUGGUAGUAAAGUUGAGCCUGGAGAAUACACUGACUACAACACAGAUGGGCAGGUUUACACCGACGGAUAUGGUGAUGGAGGAUAUACUGCAGCCACUGAUUAUAAUUAUAAUGGAAAUGUAAAUUAUGGCAGAGAAAUGUCUUCUACCACACUCAGCGGUGCUGCCAUUGGCCUGAUGUUUCUUGGUGGAUUAAUAUUUGUUCUGAUUCCAAUUUUGAUGUCAAUGAGCGACUGUUGUGGCUGUGGACCUGGCGCUGCAGGUGGAGUUGGAACUGGAUUUGAACCUGUACCUGAAUGCACAGAAGGGGCAAUUCAUCCAUGGGGAAUAGAAGGUGCACAGCCUGAAGACAGGGAUGUCUCACACAUUCUUGCCCCAACAACAGCUGCAGGAGGUGAUUUUGGUGAACCCUCUGAUAUAUAUACAAACACAUAUGGAGGAGGAGGAGUAGUAGCUUCUGGUGUUGAAGAAACUACGGGGGUUGGCUAUGGUACUGGUACUGGUUACGGAACAGCUGGAGGAAUUUCUGGAACAGGGGAAGUAAAAGGGUCAAUUGGAGGAACAAUAAAAGAGUAUCGAGAAGGAGGGGUGAACAUGGCCUUCCUAGACAACUACUUCUCUGAGAAAGCAUUUGUGUAUGCAGAUGAAGAUGAAGGUCGGCCGGCAAAUGACUGCCUAUUAAUAUAUGAUCAUGAAGGAGUCGGUACUCCUGUUGGCUCUGUGGGUUGCUGCAGCUUUAUUGGAGAAGAUACAGAUGAAACAUAUUUGGAUACAUUAGGACCAAAAUUUAAGACCCUGGCAGAGAUCUGCCUGGGCAAAGAGAUUGAACCUUUCCCUGAUGUCAACCUGCCCUGGCCAGGCGUUAAUGUCACCUUUCCCAACCCUGAAAGUGAUCUAAACCUCCCGCCACCUGGAACCACCAUCAUUGUCAACGGAUGUGCACCUAUGCCUCCCCCAGUCGGCACUACAACGGUUGUUACUGAAAACACCUACACAUCUGGGUCAACCAUACAGCCCCCGAGACCAAUGCCGGAUCCUUUGCUUCAUGGCAACAUGACGGUGACUGAGACCUACACCUCUGGCUCCCCCUCUCUCUGCGUUGACCCCCUGCGUGCAUCCAACGUUGUUGUAACAGAAAGGGUUGUCGGUCCUGCGUCUGCCUCUGAUUUGCGUGGCAUGCUAGAUAUCCCCGAUCUGGCAGACGGGUCCAAUGUUAUCGUCACAGAAAGAGUAAUCGCGCCUAACUCCCGGCUCCCAACCUCUCUGAGCAUUCCCGAUUUGGUAGAUGGGUCAAAUGUGGUGGUGACAGAAAGGGUGUUCAGGCCUGCCUCCGGCAUGCCAGGCAGCUUAAUAAAUAUUCCCUCGGAGUUAUCGAACGCCCACAACGUGGUGGUCACCGAGAGGGUAGUGUCAGGGUCUGGGAUGAGCAGCCUGGGGGGGACAAGCCUAGGGGGGGCAAAUCUGGGGGGCCUGAGCAGCACAGGCCAGAUGCUCAGUGCCGACUGUCACCUUGGCCAAGCAAUGGGCACGGUGUCCCCUGGCACCUCCCGGAGGAGGGUGACCAAGUACAGCACUGUGCAGUACUCCAGUCAGUAA
Egretta garzetta (little egret) is the source of this 3534-nucleotide messenger RNA. Its product is annotated as desmoglein-1. Gene Ontology annotation, cellular component: plasma membrane; desmosome. The transcript is spliced from 16 exons. Gene Ontology annotation, biological process: homophilic cell-cell adhesion. NCBI's taxonomy places the organism in Eukaryota, Metazoa, Chordata, Aves, Pelecaniformes, Ardeidae. The record is from RefSeq and is a predicted model, not a curated record. Gene Ontology annotation, molecular function: calcium ion binding. Bases 1 to 3534 code for a protein of 1177 amino acids.